Oryzias latipes (Japanese medaka) is the source of this 3645-nucleotide messenger RNA. It is a transcript of the gene nup133, whose product is annotated as nucleoporin 133. Gene Ontology annotation, biological process: transcription-dependent tethering of RNA polymerase II gene DNA at nuclear periphery; poly(A)+ mRNA export from nucleus; protein import into nucleus. The record is from RefSeq and is a predicted model, not a curated record. Gene Ontology annotation, molecular function: protein binding; structural constituent of nuclear pore. Gene Ontology annotation, cellular component: nuclear pore outer ring. Lineage: Eukaryota; Metazoa; Chordata; Actinopteri; Beloniformes; Adrianichthyidae.
GACGUAUUAUUCACGCGACUGUACCGCGCGGUGUUUGGUUCGAGGGAUUCAGUUUCUGUUUUUUGCUCUUUUAUCGCGUUAAUAGCUUUGGAGACAAACUAGUAAUACAGUUUCGGAGCUUUUGGGCUGUCAGGGGGGCACAAAGUAUGUUUAGCCCCAGAACUGUUCCAGGUUCCGGUCGCCGGCCGCAGGGCCGAACCCCCGGGAGGAAGAGCCUCUCUGGGCCGGCCAACAGCCUGCUGUUCUCCCCGCGCAGGACGCCUCUGUCGGCGAGGUCUACUCCCACACGCGUGCAGAGCCACGCAGCCGCAGAAACCAUCAACUAUGACGUUCAGACAUUCGGUUCCUCGCUGCCCGUCAAAGUGAUGGAGGCUCUGACCAUGGCUGACGCUGAUGAGCGCAUCUCCGUGAAGGUGAAUGAGAGCGGAUGGGCCUGGAUGGUUUGUGGAGAAAGUCUGAUCAUAUGGAAGAUUUGCCAAACCGCCGUCGCAAAGUUAUCCGUUUGUAAGGAGCUGCAGCUGCCCAGCAGUCAGUACGAUUACUCCGCCGACCUCGUGGCCGUGACCUCCGCCGCUCCUCUGGAGACGGCUCUUGUUCAGUCCAUCUCUGUCCUGGCGGUGACGGCAGAAGGAUCGGCUCGUUUCUGGCCGAGUCUGGCCCAUGAGGGAAACUACAAGGAGUCAGAUGUGGAUCUGGGAGAUCUCUGCAACUUUGUUGUUGCCGUCAGAGGUGGAAGCUUCGUUUUGUCGACCGUCAGGAAUCAGCUGCUGAGGACGAGUGCCGAUUCCUCUGGGAAGCUGCAGCAUCGAGCUCUGCAGCAGGGUCAGGGCAUGCUGUCCGGCAUCGGACGCCGCGUCUCUAGCCUGUUUGGCAUCCUGUCCCCGCCAGCCAAUGACACUCUCCACAGCGUGCUGUGGGUGGAACAAACCAGCUGCCUGUACGCGCUGACCUCCUCCAGCCUGAGCAAGUGGGAGGUGGACGACAGCUCAGAGCGGCACAUCUUCAGCUGGGACACCCGCAGAGCUCUGACCGAAAGCAUCACCGACUCCAUCUGGGGCUCCGACAGUAACUUCCAGGAGAUGAAGGAGGGAGCAAACGUGGACUAUCUGGACAUGAAGCUCAGCCAAGCCGGUUUGGUGAUCCUAGCUGCCGCCUGGCACCCGGCGGACUCCCCCUGCCUCGUCUACUUCUGCCUCAUCACACUGCAGGACGACGGCGCCUCCAUCUCUGACCAGUUCAGUGUGGAGGUGACCAAGUACUCCUGUCCUUUCCAGAGCGAGGCGGCGCUGCAGGCCACCCGCUUCCUGUUGCCGCGCUCUCCUGGCUUCACCGCCUUCUUGUACAACGAGGAGCUGGUGUUCGCCUGCUCCACGGGCACCAACAGGGCCGCCGUACCUGACGAGAAACUCAGCUUCAGCUCUCCAGGUGACGGUGUGCGUGGCGGGGGCUGCUGCGCCGACCUGCCGGUGUUUUUCUCCCAGAACAGCGGCCUGUUGGCGGUGGUGGCCAGAGAGAGCGCCUCCAUCCUGCCGGAGACCAUGGAGGACUCGCUGUGCUCGUCUCUGGCUGCAGCUCCGGAGGUUUCUAUCAUGGAGACUCCGAGCAAGGCGGAGCUUGUGGCUCAGGAUGACAAAACCAAACUGCUGAAGGCCGCCUUCCUGCAGUUCUGUCGGAACGACCUGGUUGGAGCUCAGACGGUCAUAGACGAGCUCUUCCCUGCCGACGGCGAUGCAGAGGAGGGGGCGGAGCUGGACGCCAUCGUGACUCAGAUCAACCUGGAGCUGGUGGACGAUUACCCGGCUUCAGACCCCCGCUGGGCCGAGUCCGUCCCAGAUGAGAGCGCCGGCUUCCCUCUCAUGUCUCUGAUCAUCGUUCACCAACUGGAGGACAAGAUGAAAGCUCACGGCUGCUUCAUGGACUUCCUGCUGCAGGUGGGUCUUCUGGACCGCCUCACCCAGGUGACGGUGCGUUCGAGCCCCAUGGCAACGCGUCUGCUGCUGUGCGAGCAUGCCGAGAAGCUGAUGGCCGCCAUGGUCCUGAAGAACCACCACACCAAGCACGGCGAGCUGGUGAACCGGGCCAUCAGCGCGGCCCUGCAGAGGAGCGGCACCUCCAUCCCGCCCAGCCUCACUCCGGCCGACGUCUUCUUCAGAGAGGUGUCUCAGAUCUCCUCGGUGUUCGAUUGCCUGCUGGAGGAGGAGGAGCGGAGUCUGAAGGAGUACCCGGUUGACUCUGUGCAGUGGGCUGAAGUGGUGCUGAUAGUUAACAGCAUCAUCAAGGACAUGCUGCAGGCUGCGUGUCAGUAUAGAAACACCAAGGCUUCCAUGUACAGAGCCCCUGAAAGAGCUGCAGUGGAGCCGGAGUACAUCCCCUGGACAGCGUCAGGCGGCAUCGGAGGCGUCCGCUCCGUCAUUUCCCGCCAGCACAACAUCGUCCUGUCCUCGGUGUACCCGCACGCCGACUCCCAGCUGCGCAGCUCCCUCUGUGAGCAGCUGGUGGCGCUGUUGGACAUCUACCUGAGCAGCUACGUGGCCCAGCUGACCUCCCUGCAGCAGCCGAGGCCCGCAGGAGCCCAGCAGGAGCGCUACAACAGCCUGGAGAUGGAGUACAGCCAGCGCCGCUCCGAGCUGCUCUCCCCGCUGCUGGAGCUGGGUCAGUACCAGUGGGUGGCAGCGCUGGCAGAGAAAUACUGCGACUUUGACAUCCUGGUCCAGAUGUGCGAGCAGACCGACAACCAGAACCGCCUGCAGCACUACAUGGCCAAGUUUGCAGAUCAGAACUUUUCUGACUUUGUGUUUCGGUGGUACAUGGAGAAGGGGAAGAGGGGGAAGCUGCUGUCCCAGCCGGCUGCGCAGCACCAGCAGCUGGCCAGCUUCCUGAAGUCCCACCAGCACCUGAGCUGGCUCCACAACGUCCACGUGCACGACUACCAGAGCGCCUUCAGGACGCUGUACAGCCAGGCCACCGCGGAGACGCGCUACUUUGUGAAGAAGAAGACGCUGCUGGCGCUCAGUAAGCUGACGGCGCUGGCCUCAGAUCUGCCCGACGACCAGAUCAACAAACAAGUGGACGAGAUCGUGGAGCAGGAGCGCUUCCUGCUCCACCAGGAGACUCUGCCCCGGCAGCUGCUGGAGGAGAAGCAGCAGAACCCGGACACCAUGCCUCUGCUCAACGCUCACAGCCUCAUCCAGCUGUACAUCUGCGACGACAACAGACGAGCCAACGAGUACGACUUCAAGAAGGCUCUGGACCUGCUGCAGUACAUGGAAGAGGAGGACGCCGUGGACAUCGAGGCGUUAAAAUGUGAAAUCUUUGGCAAAGCUCUCAAGAGGGACGACUGGUCGACUGCAGACGGAAACGAUGAUCCUCUGGAAGCUGCUAAAGACAGCAUCUUCGUCAAGAUCCUCCUCAAACUCAUGCAGGAAGGUGUUUCUCUGCAGACGUACCUGCCUGACGUCAAGGAGCUGCUGGAUCUGGACGAGCUGAGCAGUUUGAAGACCAAACCGUACUUUGAGUUUGUCCUUCGAGCCAAUUAUGAACAUUACCUGCAGGCUCAGAUGUGACGGCAGCACAGCUUUGACUUUUCUCUCCCCUGUUUUGAAAUGCUCUUUUCUAAAUAAACGCGUUUGUAUUCCUGCACCUACA